Messenger RNA from Amoebophrya sp. A25, 627 nucleotides. The record is from the annotation of a GenBank genome assembly. NCBI's taxonomy places the organism in Eukaryota, Dinophyceae, Syndiniales, Amoebophryaceae.
AACAAGCGUUAAGAAGCAGGUACUUAAUUCCUACUACUUGUAUCUCUAUCUAUCGGGACGUGUCUAUUAACACAACUCUACUAAGUAACUAUUUCUACAAUUAAAUUCGAAAUCGUAACACUAACGACUGAAGAUCUGGACGAGAAAUUUCAAAAAAUGCAUCAUCUAAAAGAUUCAGCGCUAGGAAAAACAUUGGAGGUGUUGCAGCAACUCGAAGAACGACAACGACUUGCGGACGUAAUUUUCUCAUUGCAAUUCGAGAAAAGCCGACCACAACUCGAAGAGGAGUUGCGGUCACACUUGUCUUUAUGCGUUGACUUGUCUUUUUUCGUGUAUAUGCCUGUGCGACUUUAUUAUCUUUAGCCUAAUGAGACCACUUCCCUUUUUCUAUCUUUCCUAGGUAGGUUGGCUCCACCACAUUUACCCUGAAUGAGAAUGUGCUUCAGGCUAUUUUGAUCAUGUUGUCGGACUCGAAUACAACGAUGUAGUUCGUUUUCCGCUAACUUCAAACGUGGAAAAGGAUGGAGGCUUGUCUGGUGUGGACCAGGAGACGCUGACAGGGCUCUUGGAUGUUUUACUUGAUGUAUGUGCUUCUCAGGUACGAGAUGAUGCUGAGCAAGACGCCGG